AUGGUGGAUAGGGUAGGCAUGGGAGGAAUCUCUCUUCCUGCAGUUGCUACUGCCACUGACGGUGGUGAUGUUGCUACUGCUGGUGCUGGUGGUGCCGCCACUGCUGCAGCUGCUGUUACUGCUGGUGCUGCUGGUGCUUUAGAUGCGCUUGUGCCAGAGGCCACUGGAGGCACAGGCACCACUGAGGCGCUAGCAGAGGUUGGAGCAGCAGCGGCAGCAGCAGGGGGAGUAGCCGAAGCUGGAGCAGCAGGGGGAGUAGCAGAGGGAACAGCAGAGGGAGCAGCAGAGGGAGCAGCCGAGGGAGCAGCAGAGGGAGCAGCAGAGGGAGCGGCAGAGGGAGCAGCAGAGGGAGCGGCAGAGGGAGCAGCAGAGGGUGCGGCAGAGGGAGCGGCAGAUGGAACCACGUUAGAGGCCGAAGCAGGAGCAGAGGCAGAGGGCGUUCCAGAAGCACGGGCAGGGGCGGGGGCAGUGGCAGGAGCAGUAGCAGUGGCAGGAGCAGUGGAAGGAGCAGUGGCAGGAGCAGUGGCAGGAGCAGUAGCAGUGGCAGGAGCAGUGGCAGGAGCAGUGGCAGGAGCAGUGGCAGGAGCAGUGGCAGGAGCAGUGGCAGGAGCAGUGGCAGGAGCAGGAGCAGGAGCAGGAGCUGGAGCAGGAGCUGGAGCUGGAGCUGGAGCAGGAGCUGGAGCAGAUGGUGAAGAGGCCUGUUGUGCCUUGGCAGCACUGCUUGUCCCGGUAUUGCCAGCUGCAGCACUGCCAGUUUUAGCUGCCGCAGAGGCAGACCGAGGGCGUGCUGCAGCAUGCUCCACUGGAGGGUUCUGUGAUUGGGGCCGGAGGGCGACAAGAGAGAUAGAAGAAACGGAGAGAAAGGCGAGGGAAAGAGCGGGAAGGAGGAAGGGGUGGGGGUGA
Closterium sp. Naga37s-1 is the source of this 903-nucleotide messenger RNA. The record is from the annotation of a GenBank genome assembly. Lineage: Eukaryota; Viridiplantae; Streptophyta; Zygnematophyceae; Desmidiales; Closteriaceae.